UCCAGCGAGUGGUGAGUUCGUACAGAUUCUCCUGAAAUGGCGAUGGAGGGAGAUGACUUUGAAGAAGAAGAAGAGUUCGGAUUCUCAAGGAACUACUUUAUUUCAAAGGAAUUGGGCUCUUCUCGUAAAAAAUCUGCUCGUAAACUCUCCGACAUCAAUCUCGUUGAUGAAGAGGAAUUGCGGGAAGCUGCUGCCAACAUUGAGCCUAAACAUGAGAAAGAAAUUGAGGAUUUGAUGAAGUCUUAUAGGAGUUCGUAUUCAGAAUGGAAAUUUGUCUUAAGGUGUGGUUUUGGUCUCCUGAUGCAUGGUUUUGGAUCAAAGAAAGCCUUGAUUGAAGAUUUUGCUUCGAGCACUUUGACAGAGUACUCUGUUGUCGUGAUUAAUGGCUAUCUUCCCUCUAUCAAUCUUAAACAGGUUGUGAUAACCUUAGCUGAGCUUUUAUGGGAUCAACUGAAAACAUUACAAAAGACGACUUCAGGUAGUCAGUCUAAAAAUCAACAACCUUUCAACACCCGAUCAGUGGACAGUCUUCUUGGAUUUCUACAUGAGCCACAUGUUGAUGUAAAUGAUGAGGAGUGCUUUGUUUGCAUUGUUGUUCACAAUAUUGAUGGACCUGGGUUGCGCGAGCCAGAUAAUCAACAGUGUCUUGCAAGAAUUGCAUCUUGUUCACAUGUUCGUAUGGUUGCUUCAAUUGAUAAUAUCAAUGCUCCUCUUUUAUGGGACAAGAAGAUGGUUCAUACACAGUUCAACUGGUACUGGUUACACGUUCCCACCUUUGCACCAUACAAGGUCGAAGGAAUGUUUUUCCCUCUAAUUCUUGCUCAUGGCGGUAGUGCUCAGAGUGUGAAGACAGCUUCACUAGUCCUCCAGAGUUUGACACCGAAUGCUCAAAAUGUAUUUAAAGUUCUCGCAGAGCAUCAGUUGGCCCAUCCUGAUGAUGAAGGAAUGCCAACCAAUAACUUAUACACAAUCUGCCGAGAGCGCUUUCUUGUUAGUAGCCAACUUACCUUGAAUUCACAUUUGACAGAAUUCAAGGACCAUGAGUUGGUUAAGAGCAAGAGGAGAUCUGAUGGCCAAGAUUGCUUGUACAUUCCUCUUGCGAACGACGCAAUUGAAAAACUAAUAGCAGAGAUCAGCCAAUAGGUAUGAUUAGCAUGGGCAGAAAUACUCUGCGGUGAGCAAUUAACUUGCCCUUUGUAAAUUGAUGCAUCACUUGGCCGUAAGAAGAAAAUUCACAUUUUCCCUUUGUAUCAAUUAUCAUCAUCUUAUAAGAUUAUAAUAUUUUGAAUGGGUCUGCAUUUUUGUC
Molecule: messenger RNA, 1306 nt
Organism: Ipomoea triloba (trilobed morning glory)
Lineage: Eukaryota; Viridiplantae; Streptophyta; Magnoliopsida; Solanales; Convolvulaceae
Product: origin of replication complex subunit 2
Exons: 6
Coding region: 37-1143 (368 amino acids)
Biological process (GO): DNA replication
Cellular component (GO): nuclear origin of replication recognition complex; nucleus
Molecular function (GO): DNA replication origin binding
Source: RefSeq, a predicted model, not a curated record